Molecule: messenger RNA, 1111 nt
Organism: Arachis duranensis
Lineage: Eukaryota; Viridiplantae; Streptophyta; Magnoliopsida; Fabales; Fabaceae
Product: protein GID8 homolog
Exons: 7
Coding region: 187-915 (242 amino acids)
Biological process (GO): proteasome-mediated ubiquitin-dependent protein catabolic process
Cellular component (GO): nucleus; cytoplasm
Molecular function (GO): protein binding
Source: RefSeq, a predicted model, not a curated record
GUUUUCUACCUAAAACUUACCCGGAAAAUUUUUCACCGCCAUUUUCCCGGAAAAUUUGUUCACUUUCUACUACUCUGCUUCUUACCGUUUGUAUGCAUCUCCUGCUUGUGGAAAUUAUUUCCCCCUUUUGUUAGUAGGGAGAGGGGCAUUUUGGAGAUUGAAAAUGGGGCUUGAGUGUGUGCACUGAUGUCAUUGUUCUGGAUUGUGAUUCGUCAACUUGCAGAGAUCGAGGCAAUGGCCGCAUCAAAGAAGGUGAUAACAAGAGAAGAGUGGGAGAAGAAGCUCAGUGAUGUCAAGAUUAGGAAAGAAGACAUGAAUAAGUUGGUAAUGAAUUUCCUUGUUACCGAGGGUUAUGUUGAAGCUGCUGAGAAAUUUCAAAUGGAGUCUGGAACUGAACCAGAUAUAGAUCUCGCAACCAUAACUGAUCGCAUGGCUGUGAAGAAGGCAGUACAAAGUGGUAAUGUUGAGGAUGCAAUUGAAAAAGUGAACGACUUGAAUCCCGAGAUACUGGAUACAAAUCCCCAAUUAUUUUUCCAUCUUCAACAGCAACGGCUGAUAGAACUAAUUCGAAACGGGAAAGUAGAAGAAGCUCUAGAAUUUGCCCAGGAGGAGCUUGCACCAAGGGGGGAGGAAAACCAAAGCUUUUUGGAAGAGUUGGAGAGGACAGUUGCAUUGCUUGCCUUUGAAGAUGUCUCUAACUGUCCUGUUGGAGAGCUUCUUGACAUAUCACAGCGGCUAAAGACAGCAAGUGAGGUGAAUGCAGCCAUACUUACAAGCCAAAGUCACGAAAAAGAUCCAAAACUUCCAAGCUUGCUGAAGAUGCUGAUAUGGGCCCAAAACCAGCUGAAUGAGAAAGCAGCUUACCCUCGGAUAAAUGAUCUAUCCAAAGCUAUAUUAGAAGAUCCUGCUGUCUGAAUACUUGCCGCAUUUUAGGUUUCGCAUGGAGCUGUUAUGGUCAUUGCAUUGAAAAAUUAUUGGUGUACUUGAAAGAGAAAGGUACUGUCAUAAUUGGUGUCCAUUUCUCCUAGGUAAUGUUUUACCCCGUUGUACAAAGAGAUUGUCAAACAGAAAUCAAUUCUUUCCAUCAGGUAAUCGAUUGUUUAGACAGAUA